Molecule: messenger RNA, 457 nt
Organism: Prorocentrum cordatum
Lineage: Eukaryota; Dinophyceae; Prorocentrales; Prorocentraceae
Source: the annotation of a GenBank genome assembly
GUGAUGGCCACGGAGAUGGCAACGGCUACGCGGAGAAGCCCUCGUGGGCAUUGGCGGACGAGAUGGCCGACUUGCGUGCCCAUUGUGAGGACCUCGAGGGCAUACUCGACGUGAUGAAGGAGGCGGAGCAGGACUACCUCAAGGAGCUCGGCGACCUCCGCCCCGCGGCACACGAGGCGCAGCGGCACCAGUCCGCCACCAGCGAGCUGCAGGGCGAGGUCGAGCGCCUGACGCAGGAGACGCAGCAGCGCGCGCUGCGGGAGGCACAGCUCCAGGAGGCGGCGCCUCGCGCGCCCUGCCCCUCGACUGCGCGUAGGAGUGGCCCUUCGCCAGAGUGAACUCGAGUGCGGGCCCACUGGGGCCCCCCGAUCGCCGAGCGCGCUGCGGUAGUGGCGUCGUGCACGCUGGUUGUUUGCCGCGCACCAAAGGUCACCCUUACCCAGGGUCGCUCGUGCAG